UAAGACCACCUGUCAGCCAUUCACACCUGUUGCCAAUUGUGUUAGUUGACAGUCUAACAAUUAACACCAUCGAGCUCCGUCUUACACUACAGUUAUGUGAAAGUUAAUUCAGUUUCUAUAGUAAAAUGCUUCACCAUGGAUGACGAAGCUACAUUAGAAAGUUAUUUUGAUGAAUCCAUUGCGAACGAUGCCAGUGGCUUCCUGUUUGAGGGUGACCUCGGUUUGCAGGGGGGCCCCCAGCUCCAGGACACCUCCUGUCUGUCCUCUGUAAGUGGAGGCCAUGAGAAGGAUCUUGGGGAGGAUCUGGACCUUAGCUUCCUGCCCGAUGAGCUCAGUAACCAGGAAGAGCCCGCUGAGCCCUCCACCAAUGAGAACAAUGCAGCCAACGUGACGCAGGACAGCGGCUUUUUCCAAUACCACACGCCACAGGCACCGGUGGUUACCACGGCGAUGCCAGGGGCCUCCCCCAUCUGCCCAAUGACUCCUAUGAUUCCAAUGACUCCCAUGACCCCGGUCGCGGAGUGUUCUGGAAUCAUCCCUCAGUUACAGAAUAUUGUUUCCACAGUGAACCUUGCUUGUCCUUUGGACCUCAAAUCCAUCGCACUUCAAGCACGGAAUGCUGAGUACAACCCAAAGCGAUUUGCUGCAGUUAUCAUGAGGAUUCGGGAGCCCAGAACCACUGCUCUGAUCUUCAGUUCAGGAAAGAUGGUCUGCACUGGGGCCAAGAGCGAGGAGCAAUCGCGCCUGGCUGCCCGAAAGUAUGCCCGCGUGGUUCAGAAGCUGGGCUUCCCAGCCAAGUUCCUGGACUUCAAGAUCCAAAACAUGGUGGGCAGCUGUGAUGUCUGCUUCCCCAUCAGGCUGGAGGGUCUGGUGCUCACUCACCAGCAGUUUAGCAGCUACGAGCCAGAGCUGUUUCCAGGCUUGAUCUACCGCAUGGUGAAACCACGUAUCGUCUUACUGAUCUUUGUGUCUGGAAAAGUAGUGCUGACAGGAGCCAAGGAACGUGGUGAGAUUUAUGAGGCAUUUGAAAACAUCUACCCAAUUUUGAAGGGAUUCAGGAAGCAGUAAAAUACAGUUUUGUGUGAAGUUGAAAUCACAAUGGAACUAAUCUUAACUUGUGUUAACAUGCAGGAAAUAUGUUCUUUGUACGUUUUGUUAAAAGUUGUAUAUGUUAUACAUGAGACUUUAUACUUUUGUAUUCUGCUGAAAAUUAAUAAAGGUUUUCGUUAUUGUUUUGAUUAUUAGACACAGUUCCACAUAUGGUAAUCUCCACCCAAU
This is a messenger RNA of Hypomesus transpacificus, 1278 nucleotides long. RefSeq names its product TATA box binding protein like 2 (gene tbpl2). Gene Ontology annotation, biological process: DNA-templated transcription initiation. Gene Ontology annotation, molecular function: RNA polymerase II general transcription initiation factor activity; DNA binding. Lineage: Eukaryota; Metazoa; Chordata; Actinopteri; Osmeriformes; Osmeridae. The transcript has 6 exons. The record is from RefSeq and is a predicted model, not a curated record. The coding region runs from base 136 to 1068 and encodes 310 amino acids.